Molecule: messenger RNA, 936 nt
Organism: Condylostylus longicornis
Lineage: Eukaryota; Metazoa; Arthropoda; Insecta; Diptera; Dolichopodidae
Product: SCAN domain-containing protein 3-like
Exons: 1
Coding region: 1-936 (311 amino acids)
Source: RefSeq, a predicted model, not a curated record
AUGAGGGUCUAUACAAUAAAAAAUUCCCUUUUUGAAAGACAAUAUGCUCAAUUUGUGAUCGAUGCCGUUAACAGUAUUCGAAAUAAUGCGUUAAAUACGCGAUUAUUUGCGCAGUUGUGUGAAGAAAACGAUGAAAAUUUUACCCAACUCCUUUUUCACACAAAUGUACGCUGGCUUUCAAGAGGAUUAUGUCUCUCCAGAUUUUUUGCACUUUUUGAAACUGUUUUGGAGUUUCUCGAAAGUCAUGAUGAAAAUUUGAAAGAAAACUUAGUAAAUAGAAAAACAGAUAUAGCUUAUCUAACUGAUUUAUUUGCUAAAUUUAAUGGGGUGAACUUGCAAUUGCAAGGUGAUAAUUUAAACUUAAUAAAAACCAAAUCUAUAAUCUCUGCAUUUCUUGCCAGAAUUAAGAUAAUGAAGCAAAACAUCGGACGUUAUGAAUUUUCCCAGUUUCCUAAUUUGUCACCGGAAAUAUGCCAAGAAGACGAUGUUUUAAUUUAUGUUCAACAUUUGGAUUCGCUAUAUUCAGAUUUUGAGACUAGAUUUGAAGAUAUUUUAACGCUUGUAAUACCCCAAUGGAUAAUUGAUCCAUUUGGUGAGAUUGAGGAAAUGGAUGUUACCUUACAGGAGGAAUUAAUUGGAGUUAGUACUAACGAAGAGCUAAAGGUACAGUUUAGAAGGGGAUACCAACAAUUUUGGCUUCAAAAGGACAUACCUGCUACUUAUCCUAAUUUAUGGAUUGUUGUAAGAAAGUUUUUAAUUGCUUUCCCAUCUUCAUAUCUUGUAGAAAGGGGGUUUAGCGCAGUUAUGAAUCUCAUAACCAAAAAAAGAAACAAACUAGAUAUUAUUAACCGAGGAGAUUUGAGGUUAAACCUCACUAAAUUAAAGCCAAACAUUGAUAGUUUAUUAUCAAAUCAUCAAAUUCAUCCCUCUCAUUAA